Messenger RNA from Procambarus clarkii (red swamp crayfish), 4886 nucleotides. Lineage: Eukaryota; Metazoa; Arthropoda; Malacostraca; Decapoda; Cambaridae. The record is from RefSeq and is a predicted model, not a curated record.
AUGUGUACUAGUGAUGAUAUCGUAGACAACUGUACUAGUGAUGAUAUCGUAGACAACUGUACUAGUGAUGAUAUCGUAGACAACUGUACUAGUGAUGAUAUCGUAGACAACUGUACUCUUGGUGAUGGAAUCGUAAACAAAUGUACUGGUGAAGCGGCCCGCAGGCCCACACUUGCAAGACAUCACUUGCUAAAACCAACUGUUUUCACGUUGUUCUUGUUUCAGGACACAGCAAAUGCCGUUCAACUUGGCUACCACAUGGAGAAGCUGAUCUUUGACCUAGCAGACACGCACUUCUUCUUCAACGAUUUAGAAGAGUGUGACCAAGUUCAUAUAGACGAUGUCUCAUCUGACGAUAAUGGCCAAGAUUUAAGCAAUUACAACUUUGCCACUGACGGGUUCAGUGCAGCCAACAGUAACGCGUCGCUGUGUCUAGGCACUGGGGUCCGUGGAGGAGUCGAUUGGAUGAGGAAGCUGGCGUUCAGAUAUCGCAAAAUCAAGGAGUUAUUUAACAGCUGCAGGAAUAAUUCUGGAAGCCUGCUGGAUCCCGAGAACAGAGAAAAAUGGCACCGAGUCCGACAAGAUAUCGAGACGCUGACUGACAGUUGGUUGACGGAAUCCAUGAAAUGCUUGCAGCUUAUCGCCUCCAGACCCAACUGUGUGAAUGUCCUGGUGACCACUACGCAGCUGGUGCCUGCCCUUGCCAAGGUCCUGCUCUAUGGACUGGGGUCUGUCUUCCCCAUAGAAAAUAUCUACUCUGCAACUAAAGUUGGUAAAGAGAGUUGCUUUGAAAGAAUUGCUUCACGGUUUGGAAGAAAACCUGUGUAUGUUGUCGUUGGAGACGGGAGAGAUGAGGAGAUGGCUGCCAAACAACUCGAUUUUCCAUUCUGGAGGAUCCAAACGCAUCACGAUUUUGUCAAUCUAUACAAGGCUUUAAGUAUUUGUGGCCUUUGAGUGCCCCUGAAGAGGCGACACUUCAUUGCAGCUUUAGCAUUCUUUCUUGUAUUCUUCCCCACAAAUAAUUAUCUUCAGUGACAUUUAAUAAUCCUAUUUUUAUCUGUAAUAUUCAUGAAGAGUUUUCAGCAAGUUCAAACUAUUUCCAGCACUAUAAUUAAGACACUUUAUUUUUUUAUAUCUUCAUAGUCUUACUCUGGAAUUAUCAGUAUUUUUACAUAUUCAAAUACUGUACUCCCUUAGGUACAUUCAUCUUCAACAGUCUGAUUACAUAGUUACCUGUCCAUGAUUCUUAAAAUUUUCUCACUAUAACCUGAUUCUGUAAUAACUUUAUGCUCAUUUUAUUAAUUUUAUAUAAUAUCAUCAAUACACAUGCUACAUAUCCCUUAAACUCUCAUGGAUACGUCUCAAGAAACUCGGAAUUCAACUCUAGCGUGCCGCACUUCAUCAGCAAAAGAAGAAAAAAGUGGAAGAUGAUGAUUUCCAGGAAAUGGCUCAAGGCCUCAUGUAUGGCGGUGGUGCUGCGGUAGAGACGAGUCAUAUUCACCUGCUCUCACUUAUGGUCGAGUUUGAUAAGAAGAGAAAUUUAUGUUAUUGUGAUUUGUCAUCCUUGGUAAAAAAACAAAUUACAAAAUGCCAGCAGACUGUGCCAAAUAUAAAUUAAUGUCAUGCUGAAUCCUGGUGGAAGUGAAAUAUUCUCACUGGAGCAGUUCUUAGACACUAAAAGUGAGUCUUCACUUUUUAUAGUGAAUCAGAGUGCUUUAGAACUGCAUCGGUCAUAUUCUGUGUUUGUGAAACAGUGUGAUGAAAAUGUAAAUGUGAACACUACUAUGGCUCUAAUGACAGUCAAGAAUCACAUUCAGUAUCUAUAGUGCUGUUGUGUAAAUAUACUGAUGGUACCGAUAAACAAGCAGAAAUGAUUGAUGAUGCUUUUGAUUAUGAUUCCAAUAUUAAGAAUAGAUUUCCACUAAAAAUGCAUUAGACAAAAUUGAAAACCCUGAAAACUUGUUGUCUAGUAGACAUAUAUGUUUGCUUUAAACAUUCCCAAAAUACAUAUUCACAAGGUAUAUAUAUUUCUCAUUAUGCUAACUCAUUGUCAUUGUAUGAAAAUUACAAGCACAGUAGAGUGUAGAUAUAUUGUACAAUAUGUGGGAUUAGGGUUGGGCAGUGUAAAACAGCCUCAAAUUGUUUUUUGCCAGAACUUUGGAUUGCAGAUUGUACAGGAAUGCAGUCAUGUUUGGCAGUUUCUUAUAAAAGCUUAAAGUCCCAUACAGUGAAGGAUUUUUCUGUGUAGAGCAUUUGGUAUCAGAAACUUUCUAGUGUCCUUAGUUGUGGCUUGUUUCAGUUGACUGUAGUACAGUAUUGCACCGACCUCCCACAUGAAGAUGGUACCUUAGUGUGCCUGUGAAAGUCCUUUUAUGUUGUAGUGCUGUUGUUGAACACUGUUUUGUAUAUAUCUGCCUCUCCUACUCAUUCAGAGUAUGUCAGUUUGCCUGGCCUCAUAUGAUACAUGAGCCAUAAUGGCAAACUUAGAAAGCCUGUUAGGUAGUGAUAUUCCUGCUUUUGAAACAGUCCAGUUAAAUGGUAUAAUAAGUAAGCAACGUUCCAUUUAUAUAACCAGAUGAAUUAUCCCUCAUAGUAAUGUUUGUACAAAAUGUAAAGCAUUAGAUGAUUGUCUUAAUUUGCUUUGUACCUUAAUAUUUGUAGUGAAUGUAGCAUACAAUUCUGGAAUAUAUUACAGGCCUCUAAAACCCUUCAAACUAUAUAUUUCUAUCAAGUAUGAUGGAAAUUACUCUCAUACUGAAAAACAAGAAGGAAUGAUGAACUGCCAGGCCUAUCAUAUAUCCCAGUUUUCAUUUAAGAUAUUGUGAUAAUGCUGUUAAUUUUUAUACAUGCUUCACACACAAUUUAUUACAGUGGCUGACAGACAUUAUCUUUAUUGUUCUUUUCACAGAAUAUUUAAGCUCAUAUUUGGACAAUGUUCAUUUGAGUUAAGUAAAAUACAAGGAGCACCUGUUACCUUAUCACUUAUCUGAAACUUAUGAUUACUUAUACUUAAUACAUUGACUGUAACAAUUUAAUUGUAUAUUUGGCUCCUAGGUAUACAUAAAAAUAUGAUUUACUCUAUUUAUUCCAAAUUAUUCAGUAAGCUAAGAGUUUACUUAAGUAAUGCGAAUUAAUCAUUUCUUCCAUGUAAGUUAAAAUGUAGGGAAGUCAGAAUCCUGCAUCGGGUUGCCACAAAAUCCAAGACCACAUCAGCAAUAAAGAGUACUGCUUUGCCAAACAGAACAGCAUGCGUUGAUAAUGUUAUCCAAUUUACGUACGGCGUUCGGUAGGUGUCAGCGCUCUUACUUCCAGUAGUUCAAUAUUAGCGAAUACUUAGUAGAGUUUAUUUACACUCCAGGCACCUAUGUUUUAUUAUUUCGAAAUUUGUAGUUAUUCAUGCAGUUAUAUCUACGUACAUAUGUACUGUAUUUCAUUCUCACAAGAUAUUUUGAUAUUCCUUCACACUUUUCGUUCAACAAAUUAAAGGCAGCAUUCUGUUUGCCAUAAUGAUUAUGUCUUUCAUAUGUACUUCUCACCCUUUGUUAUGAUAUCUAUAAGUACAGUAGUUAUGUUUGAAAAAACUGCUGUAGAAUGAGAGGCAAGAUCUGUGAAUGUGAGUCUUUUUUUUUUAUUAAUUUAUUUAUGUGUAAAAUAUAUCAGAAUUCAAAACUAAAUACAUUUCUGUGAUUUAAGUUGGUGUAUAUAUGAUGCAGGAGUUGGUGAAGUUAUGAUAUUUCUUGAGGGUGAUUUUUGAGCUACACAUGUGACAGAGUAUGUGAUACACUAAAAAGAAAAUAAAGAGAUAUGUAAAGAGAAAGUCAUUCAACUCGGAAUCACAGAUAAUGUGUCUAAUUUGUAUUUCAGUGGAAGAUAUAGUUCUCUCCAUUGUUGAUAAUGCCAUAUCAAGAGAUGGACUCAGUAGAUAAAAGAACAUCACUAAAGUACAAUGAAUAUACAUGUAUACCAUGUGAUGAAUGUAUCCAGUACUCUUUUUAUAAACCUUUUAAAUUCUUGUAGUAUAAACUUUUCUCUAUACUGUUUUACCAUUGUGUGUGUGUGUAUAUAUAUAUUAUGUCUAUAUAUACACACACACACAUACAUACACACACAAUGUAAUAUUUGUUUAGUUCUUACAGUAUAUGUAUAUACACACACACACAUCCAUGUAAGAGAAAUUUUGGAAUAACCCCCCAAGUGGAUUUUAAACUUGCUAUCCCAGUGAUAUUAUGUUGCCCAGGAUGGGCAUAGAUUGCCCAAGAUUCCAUGGAUGAAGUAUUACUGUAGUUAAUCUCAUUAACGUUCUGGUGGAUUAAGAUAACACUGUUCGACAACAUGAUGUCCUUAUGCUAGUGGGUUGAAAUACCACUCAGGUUAUUCCAAAGUUUUAAUAAAUAAUUAUAAUUUGUAACUUUUGAGUUGGAAAAAAGAAUAUUCUGGUACAGUAUUGUGUAUAUCAUUGUAUGGGUGUGUAGUUUUAUCUUUAACUGAGGCACAUAUAUUGUCUGCAACAAAAAGCAGUGUAACUGAAAAAAAAUGUUAGAGCAAAUUCAAUAACUUGUAAAGUAAUUUUUGUUUUGUUAAUAUCCAUAUCAGAUAUAUUGAAAAUUUCUGUAAUUAGUAAAUAACAUUACAGAAAACAGUUACUUUAUUUGUUAAAAGUAGGUAGACUGCCUGUGUGAAAAUUGUCAAGGUCUCAAAAUUUUAACUUGCACUCUAGGUCACAAAUGUGAAGUUAAGCACAACUCAAGAGUACGAAUGUUUCGUUUAGUUGUAUAAAGUGCAGGCAACAUUUCCUGUUAAUCUGUCUUCUGUCUGGACUUCCUUCAAUAUUUGUAACUCUUAAUGUAUGGUUACAAAUAUGUGAGUAAUAAAUUACUAUACUUUUA